CAAUGCGUGACUUGCGAUCAAUGUGUGCAUCCUUCUGCCGAAGGCGGUGUGAGAGAACUGAUGGGCGUGUCCAAAAACUGUGGUCGUGCGGCGGAGACUUCUGACCACCAUCCUACUAACACUUUUGCAUCAAAACAUCGCUCUUUCACUGCAGAUCAGUUCGUCAAGACAACAGCAAGCCAGAGACGUCCUGGUCAGCUAACUUCCCGAAGGCCUAAGCCAUCAGACUGGUCAGUAUCAGCAUGACAUCUCUGAAGCGGUCUCAUGCUUCCACAGCUCCGACGACAACACUCUCAAGCAAGACUUACCUUCGAACAUUGAAAUCGGGCAAAGUCCAGAAGAUUGUACGAGAGCUGUAUCUACGUCAGGACAUACCAUGCUCGUCCCAAUUAUGCACAGCAUGCCUGGAUCUAGCUCCGCCGAGCUUCCACCGCAAAACAGAGCCGUUUGUGCUGUCCGCCACCCCAGCAGCAACAAAGCAGUAUCCCCAAGGCCACUAUCUCGUCCCAGAUACCAAUGCGUUCCUCUCUGCCAUGGAUCUAUUCGAGACCGAAGGUGCUGCCUUUCAGGACGUCAUCGUGCUCCAGACCGUCCUAGAGGAAGUGAAGAACCGUUCAUUGCCGCUAUACAACAGACUAAUUGCGUUGACGAAGAACGAAGGGAAGCGCUUCUACGUCUUCUUCAAUGACUUCAGGUUGGAGACGUAUGUGCAGAGAGAUGCUGGUGAAACCAUCAAUGACCGCAACGACCGAGCUGUGCGGAAGGCGUGCGCAUGGUACGCCGAGCACCUGCGACAGGCUGUCACAGCAAGGCAAAGCGCACGGUAUCCGGCCGUCAUAAUGAUCAGCAACGACAAGGAUAGCCUACGGAAGGCAAACGCUGAAGACAUCGAGGCUUCCAACCUUGAAAGCUAUGUGAAAGGGUUGCCGGAUGCGGACCGCUUGCUGGACAUGGUUGCAUCAAGCCGUGAACAGCGUCUAGCCAGAGAGACCAAGGCUGAAACGCUCUAUCCUGAGUACCUCUCAAUGUCUGCAAUGCUCACCGGCGUCAAGAACGGCACGCUUCAUCAGGGAAUAUUCAACGUCUCACCCUACAAUUACCUUGAGGGCACGGUCCAUGUGCCAGCUUUCGAUCGUGCCCUCAUUGUCCAGGGCCGUGAAAACAGCAACCGGGCAGUAUCCGGCGAUAUCGUGGUAAUCGAAGUGCUGCCCAAGGACCAAUGGAAGGCUCCAUCGAGCAAAGUCAUUGAGGAAGAGGACCUGGGCAAGAACGAAAACGCCGAAGUUGACGAGGACUCAUCCGAAGCAAUCGUUACUGAGCGUGAGCGCAGGGCCCUACAGGAGGAAGUCAGGAGAGCUCACGGUCAGGUCGCGGAAGGCAAAAAGCAGCCCACUGCUAAGGUUGUGGGCAUCAUCAAGCGCAAUUGGAGACAAUAUGUCGGUCAUGUGGACAAGGAUUCCGUACGGACCCGUACAAAAGACAGUCGCGCCCAGCAAACGGUCUUCCUCGUCCCAAUGGACAAGCGCAUUCCCAAGAUUCGGGUUCGCACGCGGCAGGCUGCAGGUCUGCUCGGGCAGCGCGUGUUAGUCACGAUCGACACAUGGGACCGAGAGUCCCGCUAUCCUGUUGGCCACUUCAUUCGUAGUCUUGGUGAAUUGGAAACGAAGGGUGCUGAGACCGAAGCGCUGCUGUUGGAGUGGGACGUGCAAUAUCGGCCUUUCCCGAGGACUGUGCUCGACUGUUUGCCGCCAGAAGGCCACGAAUGGGAAGUGCCAAAGAGUGUCGAUGAUCCUGGGUGGACCGGCAGGCGCGACCUCACGGAUUUACUGAUCUGUUCGAUCGAUCCGCCGGGUUGUGUCGACAUUGACGACGCUCUGCAUGCGAGACUGUUGCCGAACGGGAAUUUCGAAGUUGGCGUACACAUUGCCGAUGUGUCACAUUUCGUUAAGCCGAACAACGCCAUGGACAAGGAAGCCUCAUUGCGUGGCACCACAGUUUAUCUCGUUGAUAAGCGAAUCGAUAUGCUUCCAAUGCUGCUCGGUACUGAUCUGUGUUCGCUGAAACCGUACAUUGAGCGGUAUGCAUUCAGCGUCAUCUGGGAGCUAGACAAAAACGCCGACAUCGUCAGCUCAACCUUCACUAAAAGCGUGAUCCGAAGUCGGGAGGCAUUCAGUUACGAAGCUGCGCAAUUACGCAUCGACGACAAGUCUCAGCAGGAUGACCUUACGAAGGGCAUGCGGCACUUGAUGAUGCUGUCGAAGAGAUUGCGCGCAAAGCGCAUGGCUGCUGGGGCGCUUAAUCUUGCAAGUCCGGAGGUCAGAGUGCAGACGGAGAGCGAGACGUCAGAUCCUGUCGAUGUGCAGACGAAGCAGCUUCUCGACACCAAUCAGCUCGUAGAGGAGUUCAUGUUGCUGGCCAACAUAAGCGUCGCUAGCAAGAUCUAUGAAGCGUUCCCACAGACUGCACUACUACGUCGUCACGCUGCGCCACCCAAGACCAACUUCGAAGAACUAGGCAACCAGCUCAAGGUCAAGAAGGGAAUGGAGCUCCAUACCGACUCAUCAAAGGCGGUAGCGGACAGCUUAGACAAGUGUGUCGACCAAAGCGAGCCCUUCUUCAACACCCUCGUCCGCAUACUGGCUACACGCUGCAUGAUGAGCGCAGAGUACUUCUGCUCCGGCACUCAGGCACCGUCUGAGUUCCGACACUACGGACUCGCCUCCGAGAUCUACACCCACUUCACCUCGCCCAUCCGACGUUAUGCGGAUCUCGAGGCCCAUCGUCAGCUGGCUGCUGCUAUAGAUUACGAGCCGCUUGACGCAAGCUUACAAAGCAAGAGCAAGAUCGAGGCUGUGUGCAAAAACAUCAAUGUUCGGCACCGCAACGCCCAAAUGGCAGGUCGUGCGAGUGUGGAAUACUACGUCGGUCAAGCGCUCAAGGGCCGCGUGCUGGAGGAAGACGGCUUCAUCAUGAGGAUCUUCAGCAACGGCUUCGUUGUCUUCGUUCCACGAUUUGGGAUUGAGGGACUGAUCAGAUUGCGUGACUUGCCUGAAGAAGUUGGGCGUGAGCAAGAUAGUGUCUUCGACAGUGAGGAUUAUUCGCUCACGCUUCGAGGCGGCAAGGUGGAAAGGAAAGUGGAGCUCUUCCAGAAGGUCACAGUCAAGAUUAGCGACGAGGCUGAGGAGAGCACCGGCAAGCGAAAGAUCAAGCUACAACUGACCAAAUAACGACGUGCCUAACUGUUUGUCAGCUAUAGCGUAGUGUCUUGGUAACCAAGCUGUUGGUAAGCAUGAUAGCAGGGCAAGCGCCGAAAUGCAGCUUGAUUACUCCGAAUUCCAAUCUAGCUAGACUAUCUCGUUCCCAAACCACUGAGUAGAGUAUGCGAACUACGCAGGAUCAAGCAUGUGAACGCAGCAGCCGGGGUAUAUUGCAAGCAAAGC
Molecule: messenger RNA, 3440 nt
Organism: Baudoinia panamericana UAMH 10762
Lineage: Eukaryota; Fungi; Ascomycota; Dothideomycetes; Mycosphaerellales; Teratosphaeriaceae
Exons: 1
Coding region: 243-3227 (994 amino acids)
Biological process (GO): rRNA catabolic process
Cellular component (GO): nuclear exosome (RNase complex); cytoplasmic exosome (RNase complex)
Molecular function (GO): RNA binding; 3'-5'-RNA exonuclease activity; endonuclease activity
Source: RefSeq, a predicted model, not a curated record